CAGAGCUUUUAAAAUAUCUUCUUUAGUUGAUACGUUGAUUUGUCAAGGUGCUAUUUCACUUAACGUAUCAGCUUGGCUGUGAAAUGUUGUUUAUGAACACGAAUAAACCGUGUUUUAUGCCAAAAACUCUUGAACGUCGAAUGGGGAGUCGUUAUAUCGCUGUAUUCCAUUCUACAGCAGGAAGAAGUGGAUGGAUUAUUGAAAAUGAUAUCUGCAGCUAAGAUGCACGGACUAGUGAUUAUGGAGGCGUGUCCCAGUUCUGAACUGGACGGUGGUGGGAUUGCCACGCCCUCUUUAUCCUCCGCAAUCGGAUACGCCUUUGUGCCGUCCCUCCAUCUGAUGCCGGAAAUGGAAGAUCCCCGGUCUGUGACGUCACUAAGUAUUCAAUCUAACCCGAUAAUACGUUCUUCUCCAGCCAUCAUGGGAUAUUCCUUUGUUCCUCCAUUUCAUUUGAUACAAGAAGUAGAUUCGAAACCAAACACAUCGGGAAACUCCGAGAAGUCUUCGGCGAAGAAGGCGUCUUCCAGUUUGCUGAUGGAGAAAACCUUCUACAAAAACAUUUCGAACACGUUACCGAUAAAAAUAAGGCAGAUUUCGUACAAUUCUGAUGAAAUGGAAACACCCAGGCAAAUUACAAUGUCACAAAUGCAUCGGAAAAACCAUCGGGUUCAGAAGGAGUUCGAAACUUGGAAUAAAGAUAUUGCCAAACAAGUUGACCACUGGAUGAAAGAUAAACCAGUUCAGAGCGGAUUUCUUGGUUCUCUGUCCACCCAACGAGCUCCGCUUGUUAGUAAAUCUCAAUCUGUGAAAAGGAAAAAACUGCAGAAAAAGCGGUUUAGAAUGAAAGAUAACGAUGACGCGAUGACGUCUCGAGAUUCCGAAUCGGAGUUUUCUCUGGAUAGUGAAACUUUUCGAAGCAGACGAUCGCGUGGUCGUCCGCCAGUAUCCAAAUCCUUGUCGUCCAGUAAGGACAACGCAAACGAUACAACGUCAGUCUUUGGGAGCAUACAUAAUGAAAUUGAAUUCAAGAAACGAUAUCGUCGAAUGUUUGAUCUUAACAAGCACCUACAGUUUGUGAAUUCUGCAAAUGGAUUGAUGGGAAAACAAAUUUUAAGGAAGACGCACCGCCUCCCGCCUAUGACUAAAGAACUUGCAAAAUCACCCCAAAAACUGGAAUGCUCCGAAUUAUUCGCAAUCACCACUGUACAACAAUCAAAUGAUCCAAGUGAUUUUAAAACACCAUCAACCCAAAAUGUCUACCAUAGCCUCGAAUCCACGGACCUUACCGACAGCGGCUACGACCAAACACAGCUCAGCUCGAGGGAAGUGAACACGUCAUCAAGAAAGGAUUUAUUGGAUGACGAUCGCCACAGCAACAUGUCCUGGCGUCCAAACAAGACCUCAAAACCGGAAGUCUUCAAAUUUGGAAAAUUACCAAAGAUUUCGAACAACACCAUUGAAACCAAUUCAAGCAGAGAUAGACUCUCAACCAAAGACAGUGUGGAAAUGAAAUCCAUUACAACCCGCUUAAAUGACUCGUUACAGAAAUGUGCCUCGUGGGUAUCCGAGACAGACUCUGUAAAUGAUGAAUUCUCCGAAGUUCGGGAGAUGAAAGUUACCAUAAAUAUAAAGUACAAAGCCGAAGACAGAGACAAGAGAAAAUCAAAGAAAUCACUGGUAGUCAUGGAUGACACAUCGCUGAACUUAACACCUUUUGAUAAGGCGAAAAACAUGUCUAAAGUAAAUGAACAAGAGAAUUUUCCGGGAAUGUUAAGUGAAUAGUGUCUAUGUAUUUACAUCUAUUAUACAAAUCAUUCAUUUUAUUUCAUCAGUUCAAUUUUUCUUUUUAUAAAUAUCAAAGAAAC
This is a messenger RNA of Ostrea edulis (European flat oyster), 1865 nucleotides long. RefSeq lists its product as uncharacterized. The coding region runs from base 205 to 1782 and encodes 525 amino acids. The transcript has 4 exons. The record is from RefSeq and is a predicted model, not a curated record. NCBI's taxonomy places the organism in Eukaryota, Metazoa, Mollusca, Bivalvia, Ostreida, Ostreidae.